Molecule: messenger RNA, 668 nt
Organism: Chroicocephalus ridibundus (black-headed gull)
Lineage: Eukaryota; Metazoa; Chordata; Aves; Charadriiformes; Laridae
Product: putative threonylcarbamoyl-AMP synthase
Exons: 4
Coding region: 49-462 (137 amino acids)
Biological process (GO): regulation of translational fidelity
Cellular component (GO): cytoplasm
Molecular function (GO): tRNA binding; double-stranded RNA binding; nucleotidyltransferase activity
Source: RefSeq, a predicted model, not a curated record
CAGUUGCGAGCAGCUUCUCCGCCCAUCAGCCCACUGCUUUGGGAAUUCAUGGAAAAUGUUUACCCUGGUGGCAUCGGCUGCAUUAUCCAGAAAGGAGAGUGGCUGAAGAAGUUAGGGGUUGGAGCAGGCUACAGCAGAGUGGGAACUCAAGACAGUAUCAUGAUCCGAGUGCCUGACCUGACUGUCCUGGUGCACCUCAUCGACAUGACGGGGCCCUUGGCAAUCACCUCUGCGAAUCCCAGCGGAGAGGUUGACAGCACACACCACGACAUGGUCAUCUCACGUCUUGGCCAUAAGCUGGAGGGUGUUCUCUGUGAUGGAGAAUCUGAUGAGGUGGUGGCAUCAACUGUGGUCAACUGCACGAAGAUUGAUGAAAGUGGCAUCACCAUCGUGAGAGAAGGCUGCAUACCAGCCGUCAAGGUGAUGCAGAUAUUUGAAAGCGUGAAGAACAGAGCUGUCUGAAAUUGAAGGAAACUUUCCCUGACAAAAAGCCAGUGUCUGGUCUCACUAAAGGACAUGCGGCGUCCCAUGCCUCACUGGAGCAGAUGGCCUGGUGAAAGCCAUACCUUCUCUAAUCAAGCACUUACCUCCUUGGGAAACAGCAGCACUUCCCCACCCAGCGUCUCUCCUGGGAGCUUUCUGCGGCUAUUUAUUGUUUAUCUCCAGUA